UCGAGUCGGCCGGGUGGUACUGCUCGUCCCCUCUCGAGUUCGGGCUUGCUUCCCCAACAACCGAGCGAGGCACAGAAAUUCACGAGGGAAAAAUCAAUCAUUCGUAACUUCACAAAAAAUGCUUCUAAUUAUUUAGAGCCUUAAAAAAUUUCAAUGUUGAGCGUUAUGACCGUAGUUCUACCACAGCAUUCUAAAAUCGCGGCAAGUUCAACUCAAGCUCCGGCGUCCAGCACUUCGACCCUGCCUACAUCGACAACUGUAAACACAAAGCCAGCAAUUCGAUCGUCUGCUGCGACGUCUUAUUGCCAGAGCUGCGAUUACCGCUGUGGAGCAGAAAAUGCGACGAAGAACAGCGCUCCUAUGAGGUGCCCACUCUUGAAGGGGUAUGCGAUUGAAACCUGCAGGCAUCACCCCAUGGAACCAUUUGGUAGACCCCACCCGAUGACUGCAAGGGAAUGGGAAUCCUUUCGAGAAGCUGCCUGUUUCUGGAAAGAGAAAUAUGACAGGUUGUAUGAGAAUCAGAGACGAUUACAAAAAAUUAAUGAAAGUUUGGAGGAAAAACUUCUACAUGCUGCAGAAAAAUUUGAAAACGAAAAGUCGGAUUUGACGAGAGAUGUAUCAGAUUUAACUUCUCGUCUCGUGGAAGCCAGACUGACGAUUGCAGAACUUGAAGAAGAAAACGAACAAUAUCGAAAUGACUGUAACAUAGCUGUUCGUCUGCUACAGUGCAAACCAUCCAGCUUCGUUGCUCACAAAUUUAAUUCGUUACCUGCGGAUUUUCAGGCGAAAGUCAAACGUCAUCUCACCCGUCCUCAGAGGGACAUCCGUGCCUCUUCCUCUUCACUUCUCGAUCAGUGUCCACCAGAUGUGAGGACUAUCAAGGUAUCAGUACCCACUCUGCCUCCUGCUGCCAUGGUCUACUCGGUCAACAAAUCGACCUCUUCCUCAACGAAUAACACUCAGCAAUCCAGCACAGUUCCGAGUGUAGAGGAAACAACGCCAGAUCAUGUGUCUGCUGCGAUUAUAGCAAAGGUACUAGAAGAAAGAAGCUUAGAAAGAAAAACUAUCAGCUCUUUGAAAAAGCAAAGAACGACAGAAGAACCUGACUUGAGGAAUGUGGCCAUUCAAACUGAUUAUCAGAAGCCUCCUACUUGUCGUUGCCAGCAUUCUUCAAAACAACGGUCAAUAACAGCAGAAUGUGACAAUCUCAGAUCUCCUAAAGACAUGUGCAUGCUGAACAGUACAGAAACUGCUAUUUAGCACAAAAGGACAACAUUAAGAUUUAUCAGAACUGUCAAUAAGGCAGUCAGUGCUCUUAAGUUUUUAAUCCUCCUAAUCUAAUAAAUGGGUUGAAUUUUUUUUUUUUUUUUUUUUUUUUUUUUUUUUUUUAAAUUUAUUAUAAAAUUAUUCUAAAAAUCAAUGGAUUAGAACUAAAUUUGGAAUGGAAUUUUGGGACCAAUAUUUAAGUAGAUUAAAACUAACUUCUUAAGAAAAUUCCGAAUUCAUGUAAUUAAUUAGUUGGGAAAAUGAUGGUGUAAUUUAUGUUUCCUUCAAAAACAAAAGUAAUAAAAUAGUAAUAAAAAUGUGACCAGGUGAAAAGAGAAAAGAAAACAGACGCGAGUCUGAUUGCAACAGAAACCUUUCACGGUGAUAAAAAUAACAAGCGAUUGUUUAUUACAUUGUCAGUAAUACUUAUACAGCACGUAACCAAGGUUAAAUUCCUGUAAUGAAAACUGCUAAUUAACACCAAAAUUCCCUAACAGAAUUUAAAUUGAUUUCAGUUCUUCUUAAAUUCAGUUUUGAAAGUUUUUACUACCUUCUCUAAAAAAAACUUCUGAAAAAAAAAUUUUAUGCAUUACUUCCAAUACACUUAUUCCUUUAGUUAUUAAUAAGCAUACUGGAUUAUUAAUAAGCAUAAAGGAUAAAACAUGAAGAACUUUCAUUUUUUUCAUAUCUAAACAAAAUAUAUACUCCUUUUUCUCUCUCACAUUAUUAAUUUAUAAAUGUUUCACAAAGUUUGCAAAUUUAUUUGUUAAAUAAUUUCAAUUACUUAGAUGUUGAAAAUAUUUGAAUUUAAGAUUUAUCAAAAAUAAUCUCCAAGGAGUUUUCUUUCUCCUUUGCAAAACAGACUUAAUGCAAGAAAUGUUUAUAUGCUAACAUUUCUUGUUCAAAUAUUUCAAAUGAGGAUCAUGUUAAAAGACAAUAAUACUUCUUAUAACAGAUUAAAUGGAAAAAGUUUAAACACAAAAUCUCUUCAAUUAAAUUUCGGAAAUAUAUAUAUAUAUAUUUUCCUUCACUGCAACUUACGUAUGUCAUAUUAUAUUUGCAAAAUUAAGCAAUAAUAUGUGUCAGUUUCCAACCAAAUGGUCACAUGAAAGGCUAUGUGUCCUGUACUGCUAUGUGUACAUAAAAGUCUGUGUGUGGGGGGUUAGUGGUGAAAUUCCACUCAUGCAGGUACAUCUUGCAAAGAAAAAAGGGGGGACCGUUCUUGUCUCCCGUUCUACUGGACAGAUUGAUGAUAUUUAUUUUUUUUUUCAGCUCUCAAAAGCACGAAUUAAGAUGUAUAUUAGAUAUAUAUAUACCAUUGUUAUAAGAUAGGUAUUCUAUUCUGACACAAAAUCAGACUUUUUCUGAAAUGCCAUAACACGUUUUUUUUUUUUUUUUUUUUCCCCAUAUUUCGA
This is a messenger RNA of Stegodyphus dumicola, 2681 nucleotides long. RefSeq lists its product as uncharacterized. The record is from RefSeq and is a predicted model, not a curated record. Lineage: Eukaryota; Metazoa; Arthropoda; Arachnida; Araneae; Eresidae.